Molecule: messenger RNA, 1194 nt
Organism: Nicotiana tabacum (common tobacco)
Lineage: Eukaryota; Viridiplantae; Streptophyta; Magnoliopsida; Solanales; Solanaceae
Product: protein BUD31 homolog 2
Biological process (GO): mRNA splicing, via spliceosome
Cellular component (GO): spliceosomal complex; nucleus
Source: RefSeq, a predicted model, not a curated record
CUACUGCAAUUGAGAAACCACAAAAAAUCAGAUGGAUAGACCCUAGAGAACCGAAUCCGCCGCUAGAACACAAGAAACCCCCCCUGUUCAUCUUCUUCGAGAACAAAAACAAGACUCCCAUGAUUUUUCUCUUAAAAAAAAACGCACACACAGAGACGGGAAAUAAAGGGAUGACGAGAGGGAGAGAUUAGUGAAGAAAUGUUCUAAGCUUUGAGAGUUUAUCUUCUUUGUUGGCUGGUGAUUACAUUCCAAAAUCCAAAAACAAAAAGAAAAAGAAAGAAAAGAUCUACAUAUAUAGAAAAAGAGUAUCUCUGUUUCUGCUUUCAAUUUGGUUUCAUCUAGUGGAGUACGCGUGAGCCAUUCUUCUUGAAGCUGUCGGUUAAAGUUUCCGGUUCGGAGUUUCAACAUUUGGUCGAGUUUCUUUUUCUAAUUUGACUGCUGUCGCUACUGGUUUUGCUGAGCCGCUGCUGAUUUUCGAUUCUCAACUUAGCCUCAUUUCAGCUGUCUUUUCCUUAAACUUAUCUAGAAAAAUUAGUUAAGGUCAUGCCUAAAGUAAAAACAAACCGUGUCAAAUAUCCAGAGGGAUGGGAGCUGAUUGAACCUACUCUUAGUGAGUUACAAGCAAAAAUGAGGGAAGCUGAGAAUGAUCCUCAUGAUGGCAAAAGAAAAUGUGAGGCUUUGUGGCCUAUUUUCAAAAUUGCCCACCAGAAGAGCCGGUAUAUUUUUGAUCUCUAUCACAGGAGGAAGGAGAUCUCCAAGGAAUUAUAUGAGUUCUGCCUAGAUCAAGGAUAUGCGGAUAAAAAUUUGAUUGCGAAAUGGAAAAAGCCUGGUUAUGAACGGCUCUGCUGUUUGAGGUGCAUGCAACCACGAGAUCACAACUUUCAAACAACUUGUGUCUGCCGAGUUCCACAGCAUCUUAGGGAGGAGAAGGUUAUUGAAUGUGUCCAUUGCGGCUGUAAAGGUUGUGCAAGCGGAGAUUAACCUGUUCUUUAGAAUCAACUAGUGCUUAAUUUUACAUGUUUUGUACUUGUAGUAAACCUACAUUAUUCAAAGCACUGAUCAAACGAUGUCUAGAACAUCGUAGUCAGUUCAAUGCUUGAGGUUGUGUUGGAUGAGAUAACAAUUGUGGUCACAGUACCUAUUGUAAACUGUAUAACCUAUUUAUAGACUACUUGCCUUCAGAUAGUUUUGAUA